This is a messenger RNA of Babesia microti strain RI, 432 nucleotides long. RefSeq names its product GABA(A) receptor-associated protein (autophagy-related protein 8). Bases 1 to 432 code for a protein of 143 amino acids. The record is from RefSeq and is a predicted model, not a curated record. NCBI's taxonomy places the organism in Eukaryota, Apicomplexa, Aconoidasida, Piroplasmida, Babesiidae. The transcript has 2 exons. Gene Ontology annotation, biological process: cellular response to nitrogen starvation.
AUGCCUUCGUGUCAUCGGGAUUUGCCUUUUGGUAUGUUGGACAUCAGGCAAUCUGAGGCCACGAAUAUUAAAAAAAGGUACCCAAAUCGCAUUCCCGUCAUUUGUGAGCGCUAUCCGCGCACAAACCUACCGAUUCUGGACAAGAAAAAAUACCUGGUACCCUGCAAUAUGAUGGUUGGGGAAUUUAAGUACAUUAUUCACAAGCAUCUGUGCAUGGCCAGCGCUAUGCACGGAUCGAAAACGUCUUUCGACAAAACAGUCUACCUAUUUGCCGGAGGGCAGGUGCCUAAGGCUGGAGCUAUCAUGCAGGAUGUUUACGAAGAACUGAAGGAUCCUGACGGGUUUUUGUACAUGCAAUAUUCGGCAGAGAAUAUCCUAGGCGGCAGGGGUUCCAAUACGACCCAUACUAUAGCAAUACAAACUAUACUAUAG